This is a messenger RNA of Pelobates cultripes (western spadefoot toad), 1533 nucleotides long. The record is from the annotation of a GenBank genome assembly. Lineage: Eukaryota; Metazoa; Chordata; Amphibia; Anura; Pelobatidae.
AUGCAGAUCGCAGACAGGAGACCCAGGGGCCCCAGGCUGGCAGACACAGGGGCCACACUGAGUGCGAGGACCUCGGCUUCCACCUGCUCCCAGAGAGGGAUCCCUGUAUCCACUACUACACCAACUACCACCUGCUCCCAGAGGGGGAUCCCUGCACCUACUACUACACCAACUACCACCUGCUCCCAGAGGGGGAUCCCUGCACCUACUAUUACACCAACUACCACCUGCUCCCAGAGAGGGAUCCCUGCACCUACUACUUCACCAACUACCACCUGCUCCCAGAGGGGGAUCCCUGCACCUACUACUACACCAACUACCACCUGCUCCCAGAGGGGGAUCCCUGUAUCCACUACUACUAUUACACCAACUACCACCUGCUCCCAUAAGGGGAUCCCUGCACCUACUACUACACCAACUACCACCUGCUCCCAGAGGGGGAUCCCUGCACCUACUAUUACACCAACUACCACCUGCUCCCAGAGGGGGAUCCCUGCACCUACUAUUACACCAACUACCACCUGCUCCCAGAGAGGGAUCCCUGCACCUACUACUACACCAACUACCACCUGCUCCCAGAGAGGGAUCCCUGCACCUACUACUUCACCAACUACCACCUGCUCCCAGAGGGGGAUCCCUGCACCUACUACUACACCAACUACCACCUGCUCCCAGAGGGGGAUCCCUGUAUCCACUACUACUAUUACACCAACUACCACCUGCUCCCAGAGAGGGAUCCCUGCACCUACUACUACACCAACUACCACCUGCUCCCAGGUGGGGAUCCCUGCACCUACUACUACACCAACUACCACCUGCUCCCAGAGGGGGAUCCCUGUAUCCACUACUACUAUUACACUAACUACCACCUGCUCCCAGAGAGGGAUCCCUGUAUCCACUACUACUAUUACACCAACUACCACCUGCUCCCAGAGAGGGAUCCCUGUAUCCACUACUACUAUUACACCAACUACCACCUGCUUCCAGAGAGGGAUCCCUGUAUCCACUACUACUAUUACACCAACUACCACCUGCUCCCAGAGAGAGAUCCCUGUAUCCACUACUACUAUUACACCAACUACCACCUGCUCCCAGAGGGGGAUCCCUGUAUCCACUACUACUAUUACACUAACUACCACCUGGUCCCAGAGAGGGAUCCCUGUAUCCACUACUACUAUUACACCAACUACCACCUGCUCCCAGAGGGGGAUCCCUGUAUCCACUACUACUAUUACACCAACUACCACCUGCUCCCAGAGAGGGAUCCCUGUAUCCACUACUACUAUUACACCAACUACCACCUGCUCCCAGAAAGGGAUCCCUGUAUCCACUACUACUAUUACUCUAACUACCACCUGCUCCCAGAGAGGAAUAUCUGCAUCCACUACUACUUCUACGCGAACUACCACCUGCUCCAAGGUGGGGAUCCCUGCAGCUACUACUACUACUACUACUAUUAAACCCACUACCACGUGCUCCCAAGCCAGGAUUCCUGUACCCACUGCAACAGCAAACAUUACCACCUGCUCCUAG